AUGUUAUUAUUUAUAUUAUUUCCAAUUGUACUUUCACAAACUCAAAUCUGCCAAACUUCCGAAUUCAAUUCUGGAUAUAAAAAGGUACUUAAUAUUAUCUUAUUUAGGGAGACCAUAUAGUCAUUUGUUUAUUCUUCCAAACCACCGACAAUCAACUUUACAGAUAAGUAUAUUAAUUAAAAGUUGACUAAUACACUGCUUUAUUAGUAUCUGGAACCUAUUAAAGUCUCUCUACUAAAUAGAGUAGUAUAUGGGCUAAUUCUGGUAGCAUUCCUACUGCUUAUGGUACACCAUACACUUAAUCUGGUGGAGCAUUUCCAAUCUAAUCCAUUGUUGUUCAAAUGAUUUAAGGUAGCAUUAUUGAUGUUUUUUGGGAUAAUGUUUGUUUUGAUGGAGGUUAAUGCGAAUAAAAUUCAAUCACAACAACAACUGGAUCAACUGUAUCAGAAAAUAAUGACUUUGUUACUCAAUGUACUGGAGGUGCUUGUGAUCCCAAAGUAUAUGUGAGUUUCUUGGGAACUGAUGCAAAUGGGUAGUAUUAUACUAGUAAUGGUAUAGAAUUGAUUAAAUAAUAAAUAGGAAUCCGUAUGUCAAAGUUUAGACAAUAUUCAGCAGCAUAAAUCUUUACAAAUACUUAAAAUGCAUUUAAUGAUGUAAUAGAUGAGUAUUCGAAUUACACGUUAUCAACGAAAUGA
Molecule: messenger RNA, 695 nt
Organism: Paramecium sonneborni
Lineage: Eukaryota; Ciliophora; Oligohymenophorea; Peniculida; Parameciidae
Source: the annotation of a GenBank genome assembly